Molecule: messenger RNA, 867 nt
Organism: Pseudomassariella vexata
Lineage: Eukaryota; Fungi; Ascomycota; Sordariomycetes; Amphisphaeriales; Pseudomassariaceae
Product: PLC-like phosphodiesterase
Exons: 4
Coding region: 1-867 (288 amino acids)
Biological process (GO): lipid metabolic process
Molecular function (GO): phosphoric diester hydrolase activity
Source: RefSeq, a predicted model, not a curated record
AUGUGGAAACUCGUCUUGCCAGCCCUUGUCUUCGCAACCAGCGUCCCAGCCCUCGACUGCAACGGCCAUGCCGAGCUCUGCAAUCGGAAGUACAGCAAUAUCUCCUUCAUGGGCGCGCACAACUCGCCCUUCGUCGGCGUAGGGCCCGCGGAUAACCAGCUGGAUCCGGUCGGCACACAACUAGACGGGGGUGUCCGAUUUUUGACGGCGCAGACUCAUGACAAGGACGGCGCGAUACAAUUAUGUCACACAUCGUGUGCUCUUGAGGAUGCUGGAACCCUUGAUGAUUUCCUGGGCACCGUCAAGACGUGGAUGGGCAGAAAUGUGGAUGAGGUUUUGACACUGCUCAUUACGAACGAAGAUGCGAUUGACAUCAACAAAUUUGGGGAUUCCUUCCAGAAGCUGGGGCUCGACGCGUUUGCUUUUACGCCGGAGGGUGAUCUGGCGAUGGAUGACUGGCCUACUUUGGGGACUCUGAUUGCGAGGAGCAAGCGGCUCAUCGUCUUCAUGGACUACAAUAUGAAUACAGCCCAGGUGCCAUACAUCAUGGAUGAGUUCAAGUACUAUUUUGAGACCCCCUUCGACCCGACCGAUCCCGAUUUCCCGCAGUGCGACAUAGAUAGACCGGCAGGUGCAAGUCCAGACGGGCGCAUGUUCAUUGUGAAUCAUAAUCUGAAUUUCGAAAUCUUGCCAGGGGUUCUCAUCCCCGAUCUUACCAGGAUAGAGACCACGAACUCUGUGGGCUCCAUCAUUGCACAGUCGGAUUUAUGCUAUGGCAAAUAUCAGCGCAUGCCGAAUGUAGUUUUGCUUGACUUUGUUGGCUUGGGAGACGCGAUGGGGGCGCAAAAUGUUCUGAACAAAUUUUGA